Clonostachys solani is the source of this 1512-nucleotide messenger RNA. NCBI's taxonomy places the organism in Eukaryota, Fungi, Ascomycota, Sordariomycetes, Hypocreales, Bionectriaceae. The record is from the annotation of a GenBank genome assembly.
AUGGUGGGCGUCCCGGGGAAGUCCAAGGGAUGCGAAACCUGCCGCCAUCGUAGGGUCAAGUGUGAUCUGCAACGGCCGGCGUGCGGCCGAUGUUUGAGGACGAACCGGACGUGCCCGGGAUACGAGCGUGGAUUGAUCUUCGUGAAUAAUGCCCCGCGGGAGACACAGAGUGGUCUGGCUGUUUUUAGGCCCAAGAAAUACACCCGUGAGAACAACUUGCUGCUAUCGCGGGUGCGCGCCAAGACCGGCUCAUCAUCACCCCUCCGUCUACUCUCGCCCAGCCUUGCGACGAGUGCGAGUGAGCAGCACCUCAUUGGGUCCUUUUGGUCCAGUUACCUCCCCAACGGACGCUUGGCCACAGACGGGGUCAUCAAAUUCUCGCUCUAUGGUUGGACAAAUGUCGUCGAUGAGUUAUAUUUCAAGGCACCGAUGAUCCGAUCCGUACUCUGUGCCUGCGCACUAGGACUUAGGGGCCUUGCGGAAAACAACCCCAGGUUGCUUCAGAAGAGUUACCAAAUGUAUGGGAAAACUCUCUCCGGUCUGCAAAGAUGUAUCGAGGAUCCUGAAAAGCAACAGCGGCAUGUUGUGCUCACGACCUUGAAGCUUUCCUGCUUAUAUGAGAUAUGGCUUGGGACCAAGGAUGAAGGCUCACUUCAAUUCAAGUCAUGGUGCGCUCAUGUCAAUGGCAACACCGCUUUCAUGCUGAGUUGCGAUCCGGAGAUGUUCUUACACGGUCACGCGCAUCGCAUGUUCGCGGAUUGCCGGUUCGAGGCGGUAGUUAUCUCAACUUUUACUCGAACGCUCACAGGCCUGGCUGCAUCCAAGUGGAAAGAAAUUCCGUGGAAAUCUCUCCCCAAAACCCCGAGAGAUCGCUUAGUGGACAUCAUGCUGGAGUUUCCCGCGAUCACAAAGGAAGUUAGUAGAUUGGAUCUCACAACGAGAGAAUACGACCAGUUAUUCCAGCGAGAGAAGCUGAUAGAGAAGUGCUGGUCGAUUCUCCGAGCCCUCCGAAGAUGGGAAUCUGCCUGGGGUACCGAGGCCGUCGAGUUCGCAACCAACAGAGUCAAAACCGAGCCUUCCCCAGAACCCCCCCCUCUCACCUCUGAAGACCUCGCCAAGGGCCAUAUUAUUCUCAUAUACUGGGCAAACUGCAUCAUGAUUUGCGACAUAUUCCAAUCGCAAAUCAAGAAAAGUUUAAAGCCGAGGACGCCAGCCGCCUGGCAGGAAUACACGAAGCCAGCAACUUACUGCCGCAAAUUAGCCAACCUUUUGCGGUUCUUUCAAAUCAACAAGUCGGGCUCCUUCUUUAUGAAUAUUAUUCUCAUAGUGACGGCAUUCUGCUUUGAAUAUCUUAAUAGAGAGGAAGAAGAUGGGCCGUCUAUAGAAAAGGCCAUCCUUAUGAACGCAUUGCGUGGUCACAUCGACAAAGACGCGGCGACUUUUGCGAAGAGUUUCAUAUUUUGGUUGAAUUCAGGAGGCAAUCGGCCAUUUUCGAAAAAGUUAGUCGAAUAA